Molecule: messenger RNA, 744 nt
Organism: Drosophila obscura
Lineage: Eukaryota; Metazoa; Arthropoda; Insecta; Diptera; Drosophilidae
Gene: fd19B
Product: fork head domain transcription factor slp1
Exons: 3
Coding region: 1-744 (247 amino acids)
Biological process (GO): cell differentiation; regulation of transcription by RNA polymerase II; anatomical structure morphogenesis
Molecular function (GO): RNA polymerase II cis-regulatory region sequence-specific DNA binding; DNA-binding transcription factor activity, RNA polymerase II-specific
Source: RefSeq, a predicted model, not a curated record
AUGGAUACGACCCACAGCCCGCAAGUGUUUCAGUCCAGCUUCUCCAUACGGUCGCUGCUCGCCGCCAAGGGCGAGGAGUACUACCAGCAGCGGCCGGCCAGUCCCAGUCAUUCGUGCAACAGCUCCGAGGAUGCCGCCUCCUCCGAUGAGACCUCCAGCGGCAGCGAUAAGCGACCGUCGCAUGAUGCCAGCAAGCCGGCCUUCACCUACAGCGCCCUCAUUGUGAUGGCCAUACGCAGCAGCCCAGAGAAGCGACUGACCCUCAGUGGCAUCUGCAAGUGGAUAGCCGACAAUUUUGCGUACUACCAGAACCACAAGAGCGUCUGGCAGAACUCCAUACGGCAUAAUCUCAGCCUGAAUCCGUGCUUUGUGCGUGUGCCGCGUGCUCUGGAUGAUCCUGGACGGGGCCACUACUGGGCACUGGAUCCCUAUGCCGAGGAUCUGACCAUUGGCGAGACAACGGGCCGCCUGCGACGCAGCCAGCAGCAUCUGCUGGGACGCUCCAAGGCGGCACAUCCCUACCAGCAGCAGAUGCAGCUUUAUGCGCAUUCCAUGUUCAAGCCGCAUGCCGCCUAUUUUCCAAUUGCAGAAACGGCACGACACCAACAGCAGCAGCAGCAACAGCAGCAGCAGCAGCAGCAUCAUACGAUCAUGAUGCAGAAUGCCAGUGGCAGUACCAGUGGCAGUACCAGUCCCAGUCCCAAAGCCCGUGCCAGUGCCAGGAUAGGGCCCAAAGGCAGCUAA